AUGAUGCUGCUCUCCACCCUCCUCCUGGCCGGCACCUGCGUCUCCACGAAGGUUGGGUGGUUAGGUGAUAUCGAGGACGACACCUACGCCGUCUUCAUGCACGCGGCGCAGCGUUACGAUGUCACACCGCAUUUCUGCGAGACCGCGGCGGCGUGCGGCGACCUCGACGGCCUGCGGGGCAUCGUCACGCCGCUCACCGGGACACUUCUUGAAGUCGCCGCACAAAGCGCCUCGGAUUUGAACCUCACGUUACUCACAACGCGUUCUACGGAAGAAGGAAGCUACUACCGCCUCGGACCGCAGCCCCGCCACCGCCUCCAAGCCUUGGUGGAUCUGGCCGCCGUUUAUGAUUGGCGCGCGAUCGGCGCCGUCGUCGACGUUGAGAAUUUGCCCCUCGCGACGCAGCUCGAUGCCAUGCUGCGGCGCGCCGUCGGGACGGGAUUGCAAGUACUGGCCACGACCUUGAAUGAUAUCACACCCAUAUCGCUGUCGGGCGCCAAGGUCGCCUUCGCGCUCAGUCCAUCAAAAACGCUGGCGCAGCGGGUCGGGUCUGUCGCCGCGUGGCUCGCGAUAGAUUCCACAAACGAUGACUGGCUCGUGGCGUCGUACGACCCGCCGUGGGACGCCGGCAACGCAACCCUAAAAGCGGUGGAGCUCGCCGGGAACUGGACGGAUAUCUUCGACCGAGACGACGCCUACGUCCCCAGAAUCAUCAUCAAAUCGAACGGCACGCGCAUCUGGGACGGCGUUACACUAACGCCGUCGCGCUUUGAUAGUAUAGAGGACGGCCGCGGCUGCGACUUUAGCCGGAGCGGCGCGGCGCGCUACUUCUGCGAGACGUGCCCCGCGGGGCGCUUUCAUCGUCGGUUCCUCGCAGUAUUUAAGGGCGGACUAUGGCGUCCGGUGCGGCUCGUCCCAACAUUACUGGAACAGGGCGUAUGCUAUCAUAUGUGUAUUCGCGUACCCGCUCGGCGUGCCUUUGUUUUAUUUCUACCUGUUGCGAAAAGAUCGGGACGGCUUGGAUCCCAUCAUUGAUGGAAAGCGCGCGCGGAAACACGACGAGGAGCGGCUCGAGGCCGCACAAAGUCAGAGACUCGCGGACACGAGGCUAAGGUCGUCGUCGAUGCUCUGGGGGCCGUACGAGCCGCAGCACUACCUCUGGGAGGUCUGGGAGUGUAUCCGACGGUUACUGACGGGGGGCCUGGCUCCGUUAUUGUUCCCGUUCCGGCCGGUGCUGCAGAUCGCUCUAUCUUUGACCAUAGCGCUCGCGUCGCUGAAAUUGUAUGUCACCUACAAGCCGUUCUCGGUGGACGCGGACGAUAGAUUGGCCGAGCUCCUGUGCUGGAUUUUAGUCUUGACGCAGCUCGCGGUGCUGGUCCACGAGGGAACGUAUCGAAGGGACUCGGAGGCCGUCGGGUGGGCACUUAUGGGGUUGCUCGUAAGCGCCCUGGCCACGGGCGCCUAUCUUAUAUAUGUUGAUGUAAAACGAGAGCGGGAGGUGUUGCAGGAUCUGGUCAAGCACCAGAAGCGGACUUUGGGGAGGCGUCUCUCGUCGCUGGGAUCGCGGCUGGGCCUGAAGGUGGCCGAGGAGGACGUCGACGUCGAAGGACCCGCGUCGCCACUCGCGGCGGGGCGCGCGUGA
Molecule: messenger RNA, 1642 nt
Organism: Pelagomonas calceolata
Lineage: Eukaryota; Pelagophyceae; Pelagomonadales; Pelagomonadaceae
Source: the annotation of a GenBank genome assembly